GCUCGCUCUCCAUUCCAGCCCCUGCACAGGUUUCCAUCUCCCAGCAGAAGGCGCAGCCAUGAAUCCGUUAUUCGGCCCCAACCUCUUCCUCCUACAGCAGGAGCAGCAGGGCCUGGCUGGGCCCCUGGGGGAUCCCCUUGGAAGUGACCACUUCACAGGGGGAGGGGACUUACCCACAGCGCCGCUUGCCCCCGCUGGCCCCUCAGCCUACUCGCCGCCGGGCCCUGGCCCGGGCCCGUCACCCCCUGCCGCCAUGGCACUCCGCAACGACCUGGGCUCCAACAUCAACGUGCUCAAGACCCUGAACCUCCGGUUCCGAUGUUUCCUGGCCAAGGUGCACGAGCUGGAGCGCCGGAACCGGCUGCUGGAGAAGCAGCUGCAGCAGGCGUUGGAGGAGGGUAAGCAGGGCCGUCGGGGCCUGGCUCGCCGCGACCAGGCCGUGCAAACUGGCUUCAUCAGUCCCAUCCGGCCCCUGGGUCUGCCCCUGGGCGCCCGGCCGGCCGCGGUCUGCCCCCCGUCGGCGCGAGUGCUGGGCUCGCCCGCGCGCUCACCAGCCGGUCCCCUCGCGCCCUCCUCGGCCUGCCACUCGUCGCCCUCCACCUCCACCUCCACUGCCUUCUCCUCGUCGGCCCGCUUCAUGCCCGGCACAAUCUGGUCCUUCUCGCACGCCCGCCGGCUGGGGCCAGGACUGGAGCCCACGCUGGUGCAAGGGCCUGGCCUGUCGUGGGUGCACCCUGAUGGGGUGGGCGUCCAGAUCGACACCAUCACCCCGGAGAUCCGCGCACUCUACAACGUGUUGGCCAAAGUGAAGCGAGAGCGGGAUGAGUACAAGAGGAGGUGGGAAGAGGAAUACACAGUGCGGAUACAGCUGCAGGAGCGAGUUUCUGAGCUCCAGGAGGAAGCCCAAGAGGCUGAUGCCUGCCAAGAGGAGCUAGCCAUGAAGGUGGAACAGUUGAAAGCUGAGUUGGUCGUUUUCAAGGGGCUCAUGAGUAAUAACCUGUCAGAGCUGGACACCAAAAUCCAGGAAAAGGCCAUGAAGGUAGAUAUGGACAUCUGCCGCCGCAUUGACAUCACCGCCAAACUGUGUGAUGUGGCUCAGCAGCGCAACUGUGAGGACAUGAUUCAGAUGUUCCAGAAGAAGCUGUCUCUGCACUUGUCUCCCAUUAAGGUCCCAUCCAUGGGGGGGCGGAAGCGGGAGCGCAAGGCUGCUGUCGAGGAGGACACCUCCCUGUUGGAGAGUGAUGGGCCCCGCCAGCCCGAUGGGGAUGAGGAGGAAAGCACAGCCCUCAGCAUCAACGAGGAGAUGCAGCGCAUGCUCAACCAGCUGAGGGAGUAUGAUUUUGAGGACGACUGUGACAGCCUGACUUGGGAGGAGACUGAGGAGACCCUGCUGCUGUGGGAGGAUUUCUCAGGCUAUGCCAUGGCAGCCGCAGAGGCCCAGGGAGAGCAGCAGGAAGACAGCCUGGAGAAGGUGAUUAAAGAUACUGAGUCCUUGUUUAAAACCCGGGAAAAAGAAUAUCAGGAAACCAUUGACCAGAUAGAGCUGGAAUUGGCGACAGCGAAGAACGACAUGAACCGGCACCUGCAUGAGUACAUGGAGAUGUGCAGCAUGAAGCGGGGCCUGGAUGUGCAGAUGGAGACCUGCCGCCGGCUCAUCACCCAGUCUGGAGACCGAAAGUCUCCUGCUUUCACUGCGGUCCCGCUUAGCGACCCGCCGCCACCGGCAAGCGAGACUGAGGACUCCGAUCGCGAUGUCUCAUCUGAUAGCUCCAUGAGAUAGGGACCACCUCCAUCUUGGCUCCCCUGUGCCCCAUCCUGCCAGAAGCUCAAUGAGACCCAAAGGUGGGGGUUCAUGGAGGGGAAAACCAUUUGUACACCACACCAAACCUGGCCCUGGGGCCUGUGUUGCUCCUCUCUCGGGCUUCCUCCCUUGGUUCUUGGCCUCCCUAGAGUUCUGGGAUGUUGGGGGCUAGGCUUGGCCCUGCCCUUCCUGGGCAGCUCCCACUGCAAAUGGGGCUCUCCUGCCUUCAUGCGUGGUAUCUGCUACUUCCCCAUCUUUAAAAGGCCAAGAGUGUUCAUGGCCUUUCACUUUUUCUAUUGUGUAAGGAAUGUGAAUGUGGGACCUCCAACUCUGGGAUCUAGAGCCUGCUGUACCGGUGCUAACUGGCCCAGGCACUGGUAUGAAGUGGAUUCAGCUAGAAGUUCCCUAAAGGAUUGUGCAACACAUGCAGUUGGACAGGACUUCCCUUCCUGUUAUGGAUAGAGGGAGGUGAUACUGGAUAGGUACUCUGCCCUGCUGUCCAUGUUCUCAUGGCUGUCCACCUGCCAACUGUAUUAUAUGUGACUGUAACCUUCCCUCACAGAGGGAGGCACUGUGCAUUAAAGGGGCCUUUAUGCCCUGGACUGGGUGAAUUAUCCUGAAGGAAGAUAGCUCUUAUCUCCUGGUCUCUGCUGUGACAGGAAAAAAAAAAGAAAAAAGAAAAAAGUGAAGCAGCUCUAUGUGCCUGCGUUCAGGGUCUGUUUCAAGUGUUGGCUGAAGAUGUGCCUCUUCCUUGUCUCAUUCACCAAAACCAACAGGCUGAUGUCUGACUUGGAAAAGCUUGAGAAGUGGAGAUUCAAUUCUGAAUACCUCAGAGGCUGUGCUUGAAUGGAGUCUUUAAUAAUAAUCAAAAUGGAGAAUAUUUAUUGAACACUUUUAUGUCACCGAUUUAAGCCCUUUAACUAUAGAAUCUAAGUUCUGUAUUGUUUUUUCAUCUCCAUUUCACAAAAUGAUGUACAGGAAGUUACAAGUAACUUGCCCAAAUACAGCCUCCAAGUAGCAGAGCUAGUUCACCAGCCAGCUCCCAGCCUGUUACUACCCACUAAAAGCCAGGAGGUAAAACCUUGUUUUACUGACAUUUUAAUCAUGUUGUUUUACCUAAUUUAAAGACCUAAGCUGAGGGAUGCAGUUAUUCACACAUGAAGGUAUGAGUGGAAGAACUAGAAUUGCACGUGAGAGUCUCCAUGCAGCCUACUACAUACUUCACAAGCCUGUCAACCAGUCAGGCUCAAAGUCCUGACAUCAAUAUUACCUUUCCUAAGGGUACCUGAAAGAAGGCUGGGGGUGCCUAGUAAGGCCAAGUUCAAUCCCCAGCACCACCAAAAAAAGAAAAGUAAAAAUAACUUUCUAACAGAGGUAGCCAGGUGAAGGGCCUUUCAAUAUUCAGUUUGCUUCAGGUAGCACCCAGAGGGAAAAUGUAAAUGAGGAAGGCAUAUAUAUGUAAUAAUAAGGAUAGCUGGAUGCCGCUGUGGCAACUGUAAUUGCAAUGACCCUGAGGGAUAAGAUAGGAGGAUUGGGAGUUCAAAGCCAGCCUCAGGAAAAGUGAGGCUGCUAAGCAACUCAAUUUCUAAAUAAAAUACAAAACAGGGCUGGGAA
This is a messenger RNA of Ictidomys tridecemlineatus (thirteen-lined ground squirrel), 3415 nucleotides long. The record is from RefSeq and is a predicted model, not a curated record. NCBI's taxonomy places the organism in Eukaryota, Metazoa, Chordata, Mammalia, Rodentia, Sciuridae.